CCAAAAUGCUCAAUAGUAUACUCCCUCUCUCUCUCUCCCUCCCUCUCUCUCUCGCUCUCUGUCUUUCUGAGACCAUGUGCAUAUGGUGCAGUGUGAACGCCCAAGCCAGAUAACUUCCAAAGGCCCAGAGCCUCAAUAAAUGGCCCUUCUCCCCACUUUCUCUUCUACUUCAAAUCCCUUCUCCCUCAAAAACUCAAUGAAACCCCAAUUUCAAUCCCUUGUGUCUAAGCCCACAGUUUGCAGCAAGGAACCCAUUCCCUCUAUGUCUGAAUUAAUGGCUUCUUCCCUUAACCAAAACAUGAAACUCCACCUCAAAACCUUGGGUCCCUUCUUUAGAGUCACAGCCACAAGCUUAGCCACCCAACAAGAGCUUGGAAGGGCAGAAGGCUUCAUCAAACUCUGGUUUAAUGAGAGAAUUAUAGAAAGAAUUUUGCACCUUGAUUCUAUCAAAAUGAGAAGAGAGACUAUUGGGAUGGAGAGAUCAAUCUUUGGGCUUGGUUUGUUUGUUGGGGCAGUUGCAAUAAGGCAUGGAUAUGAUUCGGGGUGCAGGAAAGCCGAGCUCCUCUCCAUUAACGAUUCAGAUUACUACCAUUCCAAGCUUGUUAGGUUCUAUACAAGAAUGGGAUUCAAGCCUGUUCAUGAAGUUACUGGUUCAUCAAUUGGUGAUGUCCCUCACUUGUUGAUAUGGGGAGGGAGAGGCACAAGAAUGGAUGCAAAUAUUGAAGAGCUUUUGAUCAAGUGGGGAACCAGGUUUAAAGCUCAAAGCUGAUGUUUUUUUAACUCCAAACUUCAUAAAAAGGGGCUCUCUUAGUAAGGUCAUGUACAUUUUGCACUAUUCUUAUGCAGUCAAAUGGGCUUUGCAUUAAAAAGCAGCACCAAAUAACACGCCAGAAAAUCAGAUCUGAUGUCGAAAAUCUAUGAUGGUGUCGGUAUAUAUCUCAACCCGUAAUUGUGAAAACUUGAAGCUCCAAGAAUUAUCCGCGUAUACCAAAUAUAUAAACAUUUUGAUAA
Messenger RNA from Amborella trichopoda, 1011 nucleotides. RefSeq lists its product as uncharacterized. NCBI's taxonomy places the organism in Eukaryota, Viridiplantae, Streptophyta, Magnoliopsida, Amborellales, Amborellaceae. The record is from RefSeq and is a predicted model, not a curated record.